Molecule: messenger RNA, 1465 nt
Organism: Dimorphilus gyrociliatus
Lineage: Eukaryota; Metazoa; Annelida; Polychaeta; Dinophilidae
Source: the annotation of a GenBank genome assembly
ACAAGAAACUUGGUGAUUUGUGUCAGCAAAAUGGAGGACGACUAUACGUGUUCGUUAGAUGAGAAAUCUAUAAAAAAAGCUAAAGAUGAGUUAAAUGAAAUACCUAGUGAUAGAUUGGCAGCUGUUCAAGCUUUAAGAGAAUGGGUUAAUGAUCAAAAACAUUUACGGAUUGAUACUAAUACCGGUAAUCUACUAAGGUUUCUAAGACAUGCGAAAUUUAGUCAAGCUAAAGCUAGAGAAACGAUUGAAAAUGUUUUAAAAUUUUUUGGCAAAAAUUUACAGUUUAUAGCAGACAUUGAUACUCACGACAAGAAAUUACAAGAAGUAUUGAAACUUGGACAAAUAGUCGUCUUACCAGGUUAUGAUGACGAAGGGAGAAGAAUUAUUCUCUACAGAUUGACUGCUAUCACACCCAGUGAAAUAAAAAAAAAGUGGUCACCUGAGUUACUCAUUAGAUCUUGGAAUGCUACAUUUUUAUCAAUGAUGUCUGAUGAAAUAUGUCAAGUUAACGGGAUACUAAUUUUUGCCGAUAUGACUGGCUUAAGCUUAAAAUUAAUUGCUGGACUGAGUGAUCCUGUCAUGAUGAAGUAUCAUAAAGAGGCACAGAAUGCUCAAGUUGGAAGAAUGAAGGGUUUUCAUUACUACAAUGUUGGUGGACUGUUUGAAGCUUUCUUCGCUCUAUACAAACCUUACAUGAAACAGAAGCAUAGAGAAAGAAUCCGUGUCCACGAGACUCUCGAGUCAGUUUAUGAGGUAAUUCCCAAGCGAAUGCUACCUCUAGAAUAUUUACCCGACGAUUACUCUGGUCCCAAUGCUGGGACAAUUGAAAAGAUUAUAGAUGAUCAAUUGAAAGUCUUAGUUUCAGAAAGAGAUCAAAUUCUUCAGAAAACGAAUAGAAGAACCUUAUUCUAUGAUGAAACUUUGAAACCUAAAACAGAAGAGCCUCUACAGCACUUUAGAAAAUUAAAUGUUGACUAGUCAUUUCCUUCCAUAGAAGUUACAACAUAUCUUGGAUUUUCAGUAAUUACUCUAUCAUUGUUACUACAAUACUAUAGAAAAUAUACAUAUUUUUGCGAUGCUUACUAAAAAAACAACUACUAAGGUUUUCAAAAGAAAAAUAGAAAUAUGCUCUAAUAGAUCAAAACAUCAAUUUAGGACUUUGAACCGUGUAUCACAGGUGUUAGAUAAAGAUAUCAUAUUAUUUACUAUUGAAGUAAUUUAUGUAUUCUCCAAACAAUAGAAUUUUGCUAAUCUCUAUCACUAGAAAAUUACAAAUACAGAAUUUUCAAUCGCUUAAUAAUUAGACAAGAAGGAGAGAGACAGAAGGACAAAGGCGAAACUUUUUUUGAAGAAAAAAGUCUUGAGAAACUUUUUUUUUUUUAAUAAAAAAAAGAUUUAUAAUAAAUAUGAAUAUAAAACUUAUAAAACACUUUAUUUUUAUGUUUAUAGUUUAAAAAUAACGCAA